GGGAAUGGAAAGAGAGUUGAAACAUGAAAACAAUUCAAUAGGCCCACUGUGUAUGAGCAGGCCAUAGGAGCCCAGUGAAUUCCCCACAGAGCAAUCCAUCACCAGGGGCCCGGCAGAAAGUCACACUUAACUUGUUUUCUUUUUUUGGAAAGGAAGAGGAGUGCCUAUAUAUGUGACAUCACAAGAAACUUGAAACCGUCAUUUUCAGCAGCCCUCCCUACUCACUGCCUGCUCCCACAUUUGCUCCCCUCUCCCCAAACUCUGCCUGAGACCCUCUGUGCUUCUCUGUUGGGCUCCAAAAGCGGCCAGUGUUACUACCUUCUCAGCCCAGACUACACCUCUGAUCCCAGGACUUCAGCACACAGAUCCCCCCGCUCUGCUGCAGUCAGCUGGACCUGCUUCUGGAGAUUUGACCUUUCAACAAGCUUUCAUUCUUUUGAAAAGAAUCCGACUAAUGGAAUAAGUCAUUAUAUGUGCCUGUCAUAAGUAUGGAACUACAGAAGCUGUCAAAUGGUAAUCACCACCAUGCUGUGCCUGUGGAGGGAGGAGUCCCACCAGAGGAAGAAAAAUUCCUUCAACACAAGAGCGAUGAAUCAAAAAGACCUCAGUUCACAGAUUUUGAGGGUAAAACCUCCUUUGGAAUGUCUGUCUUCAACCUGAGCAAUGCCAUCAUGGGCAGCGGCAUUCUGGGUCUGUCGUACGCCAUGUCCAACACCGGCAUCGUCCUUUUCCUGAUCCUGUUGACAUGUAUCGCCUGUCUGUCCUGUUAUUCCGUCCAUCUGCUGCUACGCAGUGCUGGAGUUGUGGGUAUUCGAGCCUAUGAGCAGCUCGGCCUGAGAGCUUUUGGUCAGCCAGGGAAGAUCGUAGCAGCUGUCAUCAUCACACUUCAUAACAUUGGAGCCAUGUCCAGCUACCUGUUCAUAGUGAAAUCUGAGUUACCGCUGGUCAUCCAAGCCUUCCUCGGCCAGACAUCCAGCUCCGACGACUGGUUCAUGAAUGGAAAUUACCUCAUCAUCAUCGUCACUGCCUGUGUCAUCCUCCCACUGGCCCUCAUGAAGCACCUGGGGUACCUUGGUUACACCAGCGGUUUCUCUCUCUCCUGCAUGGUCUUCUUCCUCUCUGCGGUCAUUUACAAGAAAUUCAACAUUGCCUGCCCUCUGGAAGUGUUCGGCAACUCUUCUGUGAGCACAGUCAUCCCAGAGGACAUAUGCACGGCCAAAUUCUUCACCAUCAACCAAGAGACGGCAUAUACCAUCCCCAUCCUGGCAUUUGCUUUUGUAUGUCACCCUGAAGUGCUUCCUAUCUACACUGAGCUGAGCAACCCAACCAAGAGAAGAAUGCAGAAUAUUGGCAAUGUCUCCAUCCUGGGCAUGUUCAUCAUGUACUUCCUCACUGCCACAUUUGGCUAUCUGACCUAUUACGAGAAUACCGAAGCAGAGCUCCUGCAUACCUACAGUAAGGUGGACCCCCUGGACACUCUGAUCCUGUGUGUCCGGCUGGCUGUCCUGGUGGCUGUCACUCUGACUGUACCCGUGGUCCUGUUCCCUAUCCGUCGGGCCCUCCUGCAGCUGCUGUUUCCAGGGAAAGCCUUCCACUGGCUCCGUCACAUCGCCAUCGCCUUGUGUCUGCUGUUUGUUGUAAACCUGCUGGUCAUCCUUGUUCCAAACAUUCGAGACAUCUUUGGCAUUACUGGGGCAACAACUGCUCCCAGUCUGAUCUUCAUCCUUCCUGGACUCUUCUACAUCCGCAUCAUCCCCACAGACCAGGAGCCCAUGAGCUCCAGACCAAAGAUCCAGGCUGCUUGUUUCUCUGCACUGGGUUUUGUAUUCAUGACCAUGAGCCUCACAUUCAUUGGGCUUGACUGGAUGAGUGGAGAAAAGCGAAAUCUCGGCGGACAUUAAAGAGAACCCCAAGCCCUAUAGCGACAGCAGCCCCACUGCUGUGCCCCUCCUCCAGUCCUCCGGAGAGGACGCAAGAUUCAACCUACUGCUGGAAGGCUCGGGGCUUUGGUGGGAUUGGUUUUAUUAAUCAUAAAGGACAAUCCACUCCUCCAGCUUGAUGAGAGGAGCCCAGUUUUGUCCUGUCAUCCACUCAGGUUGAUACAGUACCACCAGGAUCCAUUACAGGAGGUCCUACAUGAAGAGCUCACCAACAUGUUGACCAUAGAAGCCCCUCAAUCAGCCUUAACAGAGACUAAAUGUGGUGUAGAAUAACAGCGAUAUUAGAGCAAAUUGGGCAAAUGUUGAAAUGCAAAACACAUCUCUUUAAUUAUCAGCAAAGUUUGAUAGAGAAAUUUAUUUUUGGUGUGUGCUUGAUAAAAAUGCUACUCAGGAAUAGAUCCCAUCACGGUAUUUAACAUUGUAGUCCAAUUAUUGCUGCUCAUUUGAGAGUAUGAGGUGACUCUGCAGAGCAGUUUCUUGCAAACUGGGAAAUAAUUUGGCUUCCAUCAGCCAAAGUCAAUCAUGAAGUUUAUGCAACUGUGAACCAAUUAAUUUUGUGAUUCAUUUGUGAAUUUAUUCUGGAUAGCAUAUUCAGAUAUUGUUAUAAUAAAAAUUCACAAAAUAUGAAAA
Messenger RNA from Plectropomus leopardus (leopard coralgrouper), 2570 nucleotides. RefSeq names its product solute carrier family 38 member 5b (gene slc38a5b). The record is from RefSeq and is a predicted model, not a curated record. Gene Ontology annotation, biological process: L-glutamine transport; L-histidine transmembrane transport; glycine transport. Lineage: Eukaryota; Metazoa; Chordata; Actinopteri; Perciformes; Serranidae. Gene Ontology annotation, cellular component: plasma membrane. Gene Ontology annotation, molecular function: glycine transmembrane transporter activity; L-glutamine transmembrane transporter activity.